Merops nubicus (carmine bee-eater) is the source of this 720-nucleotide messenger RNA. Its product is annotated as oocyte zinc finger protein XlCOF6-like. The transcript has a single exon. The coding region runs from base 1 to 720 and encodes 239 amino acids. Lineage: Eukaryota; Metazoa; Chordata; Aves; Coraciiformes; Meropidae. Gene Ontology annotation, cellular component: nucleus. The record is from RefSeq and is a predicted model, not a curated record.
AUGUGCAGCAGGACCUUCAAUGACAACUCCAACCUCACCAAGCACCGGCGCACCCACACUGGGGAGAAGCCGUACGUCUGUGCUGACUGCAGUGAGAGCUUCACCCACAAGUGGAGCCUCACCCGGCACAUGCAGACCCACACCGGUGGGAAUCCCUUUGCCUGUAGUGAAUGUGGGAAGAGUUUCACCGUGAAACCAGACCUCACCAAGCAUCUACGCACCCACACUGGUGAGAAGCCAUUUGCCUGUGACACCUCAGUCCUCACCCACCAUCGCCGCACCCACACAGGGGAGAAGCCCUUUGCCUGCACUACCUGUGGGAGGAGUUUCACGAGGUACUACGACCUCACCGAGCACCAUCGCAUCCACACUGGGGAGAAGCCCUUUGCCUGCACUACCUGUGGGAGGAGUUUCACGAGGUACUACGACCUCACCGAGCACCAUCGCAUCCACACUGGGGAGAAGCCCUUUGCCUGCACUACCUGUGGGAAGAGUUUCGCGUGGUAUCACGGCCUCAUCGAGCACCAUCGCAUCCACACUGGGGAGAAGCCCUUUGCCUGCACUACCUGUGGGAGGAGUUUCACGAGGUACUACGACCUCACCGAGCACCAUCGCAUCCACACUGGGGAGAAGUCCUACGCCUGUGACAAAUGCAGCAAGAGCUUCACCCACAGAUCCAGCCUCGCUAAGCACCGUCGCACCCACGCUGGCUACGUGUGA